AUGGAGAGUCACAACAUUCUUAGCUGGAAUGUUAGAGGUAUUAAUAAAAGGGAGAAACAGGUUUCUCUGAGUAGGUUUUGUUUUGUGAAUAAAAUUGGUCUUGGAGCCCUGUUGGAGACAAAACUUCGUGGUGUUAAAGUUGGGAAUAUGAUGAGCUCUUGUUUCAUAGGGUGGAAUUACUACUCGGGUUCUACUUCAGAAGAUCAAAUUCUACGAAGCGAAGAUUACCUCUUUGGGUUGAGCUUCCCAGCCAUUCCAUGGAUUGUGGCUGGGGAAUUUAAUGCUGUUUUUGAGGGUACUGAUAGAGUGGGUGGUCGAACCAUUUCUGUCAUUGAAUUGGAGGAUGCUCAAAAGUGGAGGGCCUUGGGUUUAGUUGAUGAGUUACGCUCCACAGGGUCUCAUUACACUUGGACAAAAAAGCAAGAUAAUGAGAAUAGAAUUUACUCUAAACUGGACAGAGUUUUUAAAAAUGAAGAAUGGUUGGAUUUGUUCCCUCAAGCUGAAGCUAUUUUUAACUGGGAUUUGCUCUCUGAUCACUGUUAUUGCAUCAUUAAAUCGGGAGCUACUGUAAACUGUGGCAUUAAGCCUUUUAGAUUCUUCAAUAUGUGGACUGACCAUGUUAGCUUUAAAGAUACUGUCUUGCAGAGCUGGAACAAGCCUAUUAAAGGAGCUGGGUUGGUGCAAAUUUUUAGAAAACUGAGUAGACUUAAGGUAGUUUUGCGCAAGUUCAAUAAGCAUUUUGUGGGAGAUGUUGCUCAGAAUUUUAGUUUGGCUAAGGAUAAGUAUCAAUCUGCCCAAGUUUCUCUUCAAAAGAACCCCCACUCAAAAGAGUUGCAAAGAGAGGAAUUGUUGGCUGGUGAAAGUUUUGCUUAUCAUGCUAGAGCAUAUGAUAGUUUCUUGAGACAGAAAAGCAAAGUUGACUGGCUUCGUUAUGGGGAUGAUAACACGGCUUAUUUUCAUGCGUGUUUAAAACAAAGAAGAGCUAAUAAUAGUAUAUCCUCAGUUGUUACUGAAUCGGGUCAGUAA
Humulus lupulus (European hop) is the source of this 1026-nucleotide messenger RNA. RefSeq lists its product as uncharacterized. The record is from RefSeq and is a predicted model, not a curated record. NCBI's taxonomy places the organism in Eukaryota, Viridiplantae, Streptophyta, Magnoliopsida, Rosales, Cannabaceae. The transcript is spliced from 2 exons. The coding region runs from base 1 to 1026 and encodes 341 amino acids.